Molecule: messenger RNA, 9580 nt
Organism: Bombyx mori (domestic silkworm)
Lineage: Eukaryota; Metazoa; Arthropoda; Insecta; Lepidoptera; Bombycidae
Gene: Cbz
Product: chorion b-ZIP transcription factor
Exons: 7
Coding region: 7656-9194 (512 amino acids)
Biological process (GO): regulation of DNA-templated transcription
Molecular function (GO): DNA-binding transcription factor activity
Source: RefSeq, a predicted model, not a curated record
CCAUUGGAUUGCGUCAGCCACCAAGCCCACCAAUGACCGAGAUAAGUAGAUACAUUCAUUACGUAUGUGAAUCCUGUCCUGCUAAAAGAUCGUCAUUCCUCUUAUAACGACGUAGUGAUUAUAUACUCUUUGAUUUAGCGCUUAAACAUUAACAGAAGUGGUUUUAUUGUAAAAAAUUGUGUAUCUUAUCCUUUAAAUCAUAAAGCAAAGAACCGUUUUAAUCGUAAUUGAAUUUUGGUCUUGAAAAGUUUUUAAGGCCGCUGAUUCUGUUUCUUAUUGUAUUGACAAGAAUAAGCAUCAUUAAAUCAAGAAGAAUAAAUUUGGUUGUAUUUAACAUGAGCUGUGUCUACAUGCAAAAAAAUAAGCAUUCAGGUGUCGGAAAUAGUUUUGAACAGAACCAUACAAAUAUUUCUACAUUUAAUUUUGUUAACCCGAGAAGAAUUAACAGCUAUUGUUCUCAGAGAAAAGGGAUUAUUAAGUUUAAGACGUUGUGGUGUAGAAGACACGGUAAAAUGCAGAUGAACUUACAGUCCAGAUCGUAUGUAGUGUCAACGCCGUCCCUGCCGCCUACUGCUAGUACCAAUUUUAAAGGCUAAGUAGUUAUACUUCUACGUUUUUUUUUUAUUGCUUAGAUGAACGAGCUCACGGCCCACCUCGUGUUAAGUGGUUACUGGAGCCCAUAGACAUCCACUACGUAAAUGCGCCACCCACCUUGUGAUAUAAGUUCUAAGGUGUGAGUAUAGUUACUACGGCUGCCCCACUCUUCAAACCGAAACACAUUACUGCUUCACGGCAGAAAUAGGCAGGGCGGUGGUACCUACCCGUGCGGACUCACAAGAGGACCUACCACCAGUAAUUACGCAAUUUAUAAUUGUGCGGGUUUGAUUUUUAUCACACGAUGUUAUUCCUUCACCGUGGAAGUCAAUCGUGAACAUUUGUUAAGUACCUACGUAUUUCAUUACAAAAAUUGGUACCCGCCUGCGGGAUUUGAACACCGGUGCAUCGCUAGAUACGAAUGCACCGGACGUCUUAUCCUAUGGGCCACGACGACUUCACUAAACGUUGACUUCCUACUGAUAAAGGCUAAACAGGGGUGGUGGAGGAUUUUUAUUGAACUAUAGUAGAAUUAUUUUGUCCGUGCAGUUUGGGUCAUAAUGCUAGCCAUACACGUAACGAUAUACUUGUGCAAGUUUAGACUUGUACAAGUAUACAGUAACGUGUGUUGGAAAAUUAUUGCGCAAAUUUCUAGACUUGUACAAGUUUAAAAAAGUUUCAAUUUUCGAUUUCGAACUUGUGCAAAUUUCCGUUUGCGCAAGUUUACUUGAACGUGUGUGGCAUGCCGGCGUCCGAAGUUACAGUAGUAUAGCAACCGCCCGCUUGUGCGCACGUCUUGUGGUCGUUUUAAACGCGCUAAAAUGACGAGUGAGAGACAUGGAGUUCGAGACAAUUUGGAGGAAUUUAUUAAUAUUUACAGAAAUGAAGUCUAUCUUUAAAAUUUUUAUUCAUUUAAUAAAUUGAUGUGCGAAUAAUGCUCUCUUUUUUUUAACCAGUCGUUACACCAUAUAGGUAUUUCGGUUUCUUUUAAGUCUUUUCAGUUUUUUGGUAGUAAAUAUUAAGCAAACUAUUGCCAAAGCUUCAUCCAUCGACACACCCGGAUGCUCUGCUCACUUUCAUAGAAAUGAUAUCGUUCAAUUAUACUUGAGGCGUCUGUGGUCACUCAGGAGUGACAUUAUACCUGUGCAAGUCUAAACUUGCACAAGUAUAUCGUUACGUGUAUGGCUACCAUAAAACAUAGCCCGGCUAGGGCGGUGAGCAUCUUGUGCGGGCGCAACGCUAUUAUCGAUAAAAACAAAUAAGUCAUCGACGACAGGUACACGGCUGCGGGGUGGUAUACGAAGGGUGGUAAGACAUUAUGUUACGAGUCAUUUGUACUUACCUGCAAAUUAUAGUACAUUAUGUCGAAGAGUAAUGUGUUUUUAUGCAUUCGUUUUCUGAAUUUAUUUAGUGACACAAUGGUUACUCUUUUGUUUUGUAUCAAAACGGCAGAAUUUAUUCAAAAUAAUAUUUGCACGUGUUGUUAUCAACAAUGUGUUAAAAUUUUUCACUGAAAUAAGAAUAAAUCCCGAAAAGUUACAAAGUGUUAGUUUCUGCCGUUCUCGUUGUUUUGCUGCGGCGAUAUGUGGUGUAAAUAUUCGAUUAGUGAUUCUUUCUUUCAUUUUUAUUACUAACCCACAAAAUGACAAAAAUAAAUACACUAUCGAUAACGCUUAUCGACAACAAUAAUGCGCAUCACUAUGCCCGUCCAUAAGGCUCGUGCCUGGAAGAGAGAGCGAAGUACUCGCUUCACCGCUACAAUUUUUAUGACCCAAACUGCACGGACAAAAUAAUCCUACUAUAGUUGGGUCGACGAGGUUGGUCACUGUCUUUCUGGUAUAAAGAUGUUGCAGAAAUCCAUAGACCUUGACAGAUGAGGUCGAAGUCUCAAGUCGACUGUAUAACGCCUGUUGUCUCCCUGUUCAAACCGAAAAUAAUUAUUGCUUUGCAGGAGAGAAUACGCAAGGUGGUAGUACAGUUAGUACAGUAUUGCGUUGCUCUCAUUAGCAAAUGCAGUCGAUCUAUAGUUGGCGUCGUGUCCCAUUACCAAUGGCAGUUUUAAUUACAUGGGUGUAGUAUUUUAAUGAUCGAAUUAUAUAAAUAAAAAAUGAAGUAAAUUUUUCAAGAGAUAUCUUUAUCGGGUUUAUCACAGUAUCUAUUUACACGUGUGACGUAAUAUAACAGCGAAUUGGAGGCCCGGAGGGAAUUUUAUAACUGGAGCAGUUUUAAGACAUAGCAAGCUUGGUAAAAUAUGCUAGUAUAUUAUAAUUCAUAUUAAGCGUUCGGUAUAAAAUAUGACGCAUUUUAUAUCAGCCAGUGCCAAUUAAACUUGUGGUCCAACGGUCCUAUGUGUCCUUUAUGUGGGGAUAUCGCAGAAUCACGAUUGGGCGCGCAAUACUGAGUUAUCAGUUUUAUUGAAGGUCAUGGAAUCAAGAGAAGACACGUUUCACGAUAUCUGCCGUAAUCGUUUGGCCAGAUUUUAGAAAGCUGUAGUGAACGACACCGGCGCAGCGCUGGUAACACUCACAAGUAACUUUUUCAGAGUCAAUUUUCGUAUAGGGCAGGAUUUGGCUGGGUCUCCAGGGUUCAGCAAUUGCGACGAGCGCUUUCGAUUCUGAUUAUCGUACAGUAUCCACUUUUCAUCACAAGUAAUGAUUCGAUUUAAAAUCCCUUCAUUAUUGUGUCGGAUCAGCAAAGUAACACAGCAGUCGACGCGUGUUUGCAAAUUCGAUUCGUUCAUUUCAUGAGGUACCCAUCGUUCAAGUUUUUUUACUUUCCCGAUUUGCUUCAAGUGGAUUAAUAGAGUUUUACCCCGAAGCCUGCAGCUAUCACUGAAGUGCUUUGUGAUGGAUCUUCUUCCACAAUAGCCUUUAAUUCUUCAUUUUCCACUUUGGUCUCCGGUCGUCUACGGGGUUGGUUCUGAAGGUCGAAAUUUCCAGAACGAAAACGUUGAAACCAAAAACGUAGCGUGCAUUCUUUUGCGACACCAGCGCCGAACACAGUCAUCAUUAAUCCUUCGAGCUGUUUGUGCAGCACUGGGGCUACGGUAGACCUCGUACUCGUAAAUAUACCGAUAUUUCAUGUUUUCCAUUGUGCGGUAAUACUUAAGUGACGCCAAAGAAAAAAAUAAUGAGGAAAAAGAAAUGAAUGACUGUUUUCAAAACUCAAAUGUACCAACUAAAUGAAUUUAUAAAUUUGAAUUUGGAAUUUUUAACCAAAGAGGAGAUAUUCCAGAUCAAAGUGGUCAACACGACAAAACGCUAAUUUCAUAUUAUGUAUGUACCUAAUAUUUCAAACAUGGACCGUUUCGUUUGCAUUUCAUCAUAAUCUUCAGCAAUUUGAUACUGAUUGCUCGACAUAGACGUUAUGUCGACGUUAUAAGGUAUGUUCGAUCGGCCGCCAUACUUGACUGAUUGACUAUGUCAUCGGUUCAACGUGCCAUAAGUCUUCCUAAGUCUUCUACGACCUAAUCUCAGCCGACCGUCACUGUGUUUUCAUUUCGUCCUGCUAAGUUUACAGCCCAACUCCAUUUCAGAUCUGCUGCUCUUUUACCCAAAUCUGUAACUUUUUUUUAUCGUCUAAUAUCGAUAUUACGGUUUCGAUCUAUUAUAUUAUGUUAUCAGAUGCAAGGUAUUCUAUCGCUCGCGGUGCAUAGUCUGACAAGUAUUGGUCCAUGUUUCUGCACCAUACCGGCAAAGGAAUUGAUUGUCUUGAAACAUUGUAGGAUUUUUUUAUUUAGAGAUAUCUUCACUUCUCUAAAUGCAGCCCGCCCAUUCUAAUUGAUAUUCGCUACCCAAGGAUAGAACAUGUCACUGAUCCACUAUCUUAACUGUUCUUACCUCACAAUUUUAAGUAAAAACUUACUUAGGUAUUCACAAUACGUCCUAACUUAGUUUAGUGAAGGCUCUUUUUUGAAUAAUAUCACGUGUGAUUAUUACGUAUUGAACGUACAAAUAUGUUGUAACUUUUUUUUUCCAACCUAUUCUAGUAACUUAUUCUAGAUUCACCGAACUAGUAGGUGAGCUCGCGGGGCUCAAACCUAACGUUGUUGCUAACACGAGCGAACUCUCAAGCGUUUUGUUAUACUAUUCGUUAUACGUAUAAUUGAGACUUUAAACUCCUCAUGUCUCGAUAUGGCCUUCGACAUUAUUUUAAAUGCACUGCGAUAACCUCUUAACCUUUAGUGAUCCAUGUGUUCGUACGCACUAUCCAUUUGACGGAAUAAAAAAAAAACGAUUCACUUUUCUCAAAACAAACGGGAUUUGAAUCUGUGAUCAUAACAGUUACGUCAUACGUGUGUUGCGGGCUUCAGUUCACAGAACUACUUUUGCGGCUUUGCGGAUUUCAUUCUCAUUACAUGAGUUUAUUCCUUCGGCAUGGAAGUAUUUCGUGAAGGUCGUGUAAUGCGGAGUUUACAUUACGAAAUUAGUGUCAUGCAUGUUGAACUCAGUUGCACGAAAGUAGUUUCGAUAUAUGAGUCGUCUAUUAUCAAAGGUGGCAAUCUGCAUUUGGAUAAAAAAAUGUUAUUGAUAUGUCAAUACAGAUUGAUUUGAAUAUAAUCGUCUCCUUCAAAGAAUACGGUUCAAAACCUGCAUUAAAUAAAGGAUUAACCUUUAUUUAAUGCAGGUUUAACCUAUUAUUUAUCUAAGAUGUCGUUCAGAAGAGUUUUGUGACUGCCAAUGGAAUACAAAGUCAAUAAUUCGUUUUUCUGGUUUACCAAUAAUUGUCCAAAAGUCACAUUGCCGGCUUUGAUAAUAGUCGACUCAUAUGCGAAAGUAAUUUCGUUAAAAAAUUAGUGUCGCGAAAUCCACAGUAUCGCAGUAACCAUGACGCCAACAGCAUCAAAGCUAUAAUUUGCUAUAUUCAAUGUAGCUAAAGAAAUGCUUAUAAAUAUAGCUAUAAACUUAAAAAAAUACUAUCAAGAAAAAAAAGACGUUGGUAGAUUCGGGGAUGGUCAACAAGAAGGCAUUUAGGUGCAAUGAAGUUAGUCUCUGAAUUAGCAGAUGAAGAUCCUGAGAGUUAUAACUGUUUUCGAAUAAGUGAAGAUAAUUUUGAUUUUUUACUGUAGGUGUUUCGGGUCCCAGAGACACCCUUGUCGCUGAUAUUCAUUAAUAAGAUCUAUAUUUUUUUUUGUACUCCAUCGUUGGUUUGCCAUUUUCAACGCUUGAAGGGCGUCCGAACUAACAAUACAUACGUCGGCACAGCGCAAGUCCUUUCGCGACAUUAGUUUCACGUCGCGUCUACACUAUGAAAUUAGUUGCAUGACACUAAUUUCACCAAAAAAUCGCGCAGGGCACGAAACUAAUUUGCAUGCAUGAAAGUAAUGCAUGCAUUACGAAAGUAUUAAAUUACACGUGAAACUGUUGGUAAAACUAAUGUCACGAAAUUAAUUUCAUGCCACUAAUUUCGUAAUGUAAAUUCCCCUUUAAGUACUUAGGUACGUGUUUACAAAUACAAUAUGGUACCUGGCUGGUUUUAACCCCGGCAUUGUCUCAUUGAUCGUUUUCAAUUCCUUAUUUACCUAUUUAUAUGACUUUAAUUAAUCGAUAGAUUAAAAUAUAUUUUUUUACUAACAAUAUCUCGAAAGAAGAGUAGGUAGGUAAUUCAGGUAAGUAGGUACUUACCUACUUACGAACAAUAAAACGAAUCAUACGGGUAUUAGUCUGAUUAAUAUCAUAAUACAAAACAUUGAUAAGCUUCCAACUUCUUAUUAGCCUAAACAAUAAAGUAAUUCGAUCAUUUUUUGAAUUUCAUAGAUAUGAUUCUUAUUACCGUUACGUAACACAUAACACAAAUACGUACGAUCAUAACCUUCGUAAUUAAAGCAGGCACCACAUAAUGUUAAUAAACUUGUUCGCAUAGACAAUAAAUAUUUAAGUAAUUCUAAAAAUUGAAAAUAAUAGGCACUACCUAAGCUAAUUUACAUAAAUAGGUACCUAUUUAAGUAUGACGUAGGAAAAGACUAGGUAUACAUAUUACGUACUUUGUGGAUUAAACAAUAAAAUAGGUUAUUCAACUUAGUUCAAUGCCGGACUAAAGUGACUCCGUGCCACGGUAUGAGUCAUUCUUAUUUUUUAACCUAAAACGUCACGGCCUAAACAUGUUGAUACCUGUCUGAAUCUGAUCUUUCACGCUUCGCAGUUCUGUUAUAAACCUUGGUGGCCCCUACCUACUUACUAAAACUAUAGUAUUAUUAUCCGGUUUACAAAUAAUUUAAUAACACGUGUUUUUUUACACGCUACAUAUUAUGAUAAUACAGUGGUAUUUAAGGUACAUAUUAUUACGUAUUGGCUCCAAAACUUUCUUUAUUCAGAUUGUAAGUAAAAAUCUAUAUAGGUAAAUUAUUUUCAUUCGACAAGAAUGCAUGAGUCAUUAAAAUUAUAAUGCGCUUGUUUUUAACUUUGUGAAUCCCCAAUUUCCUCACAUUGGCGGACCGGUUAGAAUGAAACGGAACAGUCCAAAGUAUGUAAAACAAAACAGCUCCAACAUAAUAUAUAUUGUAUAGAACAUGGAUGGGAAAAGGUUGGCCGCGUGACUACUGACUCGCUAAUAUCUGGCUCUGUUCAUUGGCUGUUAAAGUUGACGUCAUUCUGUUGAGCCAAUUAGGUUGUUCGAAAAUAAUAUUUAUAGAUUUCAUGUGGUGGGGUUGAGGAAAACCGAGUAUAGUUGAUUUCAGUGUACAGCGUGAUCAAAAAUAUUGCACAAUAUUUUCUGUACUCUCUCGGAGAGCACGUGUUGCGCUUUCAAUUCUGAGAAACUCUUGAACUUUUUACAUUCUGUAUUUACUAAGACGUCUUAAGCAUUGCUCGUUUAAGUUCGAUUCCUUUUUUACAAAAACGGAAUCACAUCGAACUCUAGUUUUGAAAGACUUGCAUACAUUCAUUGUACUCAGGCCUACUCUCGGGACAGUUAGUUGUUUGGGAGCUUAAAGAGUUAACAUUUCUUUAGGAGCUCAAGAAGAGUUCAAUCAAUUCUAUACAAAAUGGUUGCUCAAAAGAUCACCUGCCCGAGUCGGAGCGACGAUAUCGGAACUCAAUACACCAAUCCAAACACCAAAAGACAUGGUUUUUUCGCAAACGAGUCUCAAGACUCGAAACAUUUUGAAAGUAGUAGACCUAGAUCGUUUAAAGCCAGAAAAGAACCAACAGGCGAACGGUCUAACCGGAGUGAUUCACCAAGGAAACAACGGAGUAAUGCCUCAAGGAACAGUGCCAACAGCCAGCUUUUCCGAGGAAUAUUUGAAACCGGAACAGUUAUACGCGAGCACAAUGCUUCACGGUUCGAACUCAGAGUUCUUCCAAGAACUGGAUCAGUUGUGCUCCGAUCCAGAAAGGGAAGAACAAACACGGACCAUUGAUUCUCAUAAAGAAACCGAAAAACGGGCAUGUUCCUUCGACACACCGCACACAUCAUUCUGCCUACAAGGGUGGGAUGUACAGGACGAUAACUCUCCCUACGGCCAGGCAGGCUUUUAUAGUAACACCUCCAUGGACACGAUCUCUCCGGCUUUCGAUGGGUUCGCUCUUAAUAAUGACUUAGGGCCGAUUCCAGAGGAAGCUAAUGAGGUUCAAUUUCCAGAACAAUUUUUGGAUAUCAGCAGCCUGCCUGUCGUUAUCGGAGGUUUAACGUCCGCAGCGGCCCUUGACGAUUCCUGGGCUUAUCCAGAACCAGUCAACUGGACCAACACAUUCAACACAGAUAACACUAUAAACACAGACACACAAAAAACAUUGCCCUUGACCGAAGACGACUCUUGUGAUGCAAAAAUUAUUUCUUUCCUGCCAAGUGAAGUCGAAAAUUGUGAUGUAUUUUUACCUAAACUCAUCGAUCAGUGUGAUGAUGCAGUUUUACAAAAAGAAGGAAUGCACAAGUGCGAAAGAGGACUUUCCAUUGACGUAGGAAUUCGUACACCAAGCUGGCCAGCUGAUGCGAUUAGCACUCCUGAAGUUCUUAGUUACGUCGAGCAAUUAGAAAAAGAAAAGUGCUCACGUGCAUUUAAGGAACUCCGCAAUGAUUUGCCUCUUCAAAAAACGGAACUAGACCUAAACUCAGUAGUAAACAUCAUUCCAUGCAAAAAUAAUGAUUAUGAACCAGUCACACCAAAAAGUGAAUCUCAGCUGGAUUCUGAUAAUGAAGACAGAAGAACACAUUUAAGCAAAAGGAAGCAUCUGGACAGUGAUGAUUCUGAUGAAACCUAUACACCUUUUGCUGAACAGACAUCACGAAAAUAUAAAAGGAAAAAGUCAAAUGUUCCAAUCAAAGAAAUGAUCCUUGCACUUGAGGGAUCGCGACAGGUUGGGACCAGAAGAAGAGGCCGACCCCCCAAGAGACGAGACAGCACACUAUCAUCCACAUGCAGCAUUGAUGAAAAUUCAUCAAAUAUUUCCACUCAAGAAUCAAAGUAUAGAGAGUUGAGAGACAAGAAUAAUGAAGCUUCCAAAAGAUCCAGAAUGAACAGGAAACUCAAAGAACUACAGAUGGAACAAUUGGCAAUUGAUUUGGAAGAAAGAAAUAAAAAACUAAGAGUUAAAGCAGAUAUUUUGGAAGAGCUGACCAAAAAAGUAAAAGAUGCAUUGAUGGCUGCAAUUUUACAGAAAUGAAGCAAAUUGUGAAUAUUUUGUGUAUUGUUAAAGCUCAUAAGCAUCUGCAUCUUGUUACUUAGUAAGUCUACAACGGUGGACUUUUCAGUCUUAACAAGACUACAUAACAAGACAAUGCAUGUUGCAUAUUGGCAAGGAUAGUAAGUAUCCUUAAUAAAAACAACCUGGACUACACAUAAGAAAAAUUGUCUAUUUAUAGGUACAUAAUCUUAUCUAGAAAUAAGAUGUAUUAAUGUAACAAAACUUAUUCUUUGGUUUUGCUUUACAUUUUUGUUGUUUAUCAUUAAAAAAAUAUUUUUCCCUACAAUUGUUUGGAUAUGGCAAUUAAAUAAAAUUACGACUAUGUUAUACUUACCUAAUUGAAAAUAAAUGGAUUUAUUGGAAAA